Molecule: messenger RNA, 1674 nt
Organism: Daldinia caldariorum
Lineage: Eukaryota; Fungi; Ascomycota; Sordariomycetes; Xylariales; Hypoxylaceae
Exons: 2
Coding region: 361-1674 (437 amino acids)
Source: RefSeq, a predicted model, not a curated record
GUCUAGUGUUAGCCGUAUAAAAGGCGGCCGAUCAUCCAUCGUCUGUAAUUUUCACCAUAUGCGAUCACUCAUAUCUCUAUUACCCCAUUGCCUCAUGCAUCCUUAUACAACGGAGCAUCUAAUAUUUAAUACACAGCCGUAUAGGCGACUUCACACUAUCGUCAACUUAUGACGAUUCAUAUCUUUAUACCCCGACUUCGAUUUCUAAAUAUUACUCUCCUUAACCCUCUAUACACCUGCCAUCCCGCUCGAGUAUAAUAUACUCGACUUAUCGAGCUUACCGAAACCUGGAGAAUACCAUAAUAUACCCGAUAAAUUGUUAGGCCGUCAACCAGUAAACAUAUUAAAUCAACUGAAGUCAUGGCGAGUUCCCUGACACAGCUGGGUGUCCAGUACAUGCCGUCAACAGGAGGAUGUAUGGUUGAUUUGGCUGCCCUACCCUCCCACCUGUUCGACUCUUGCAGCACCUUUCAUAUCCGCAUUCCAGAUGUCCAACCACUCGUCGAUAUCCAGCCAAAUAUGAUCUGCAUUAAACCAAGCCAACCGGCUCCAGGCCCGAACGCCGCUAUCUACCGCGAGCAGUACAUGUAUCCGAAUGUGGUAGUGCCAACCGACCUUCCUCACGCCGCGCCGCCGAAGAACCACCACAAGCAACAACCGCCACCAUCAUUCGACGGCCCAGAGAGCCCGAAAGGUUCUCCUCCGAAUCAUGCGCCAAAACCGUAUGAUGUUAAGUCUGCGAGCCCACAUGAGUCGAGCAAUUCACAUGACGAGAAAGCGCCGACUCUAGAACGGACUUUGGUGAAGACGACUCAUUGGUCUACUUUGACCGCGACCCAUACCGCUUCUCCAAGCCCACCUGCACCUCCAUCUCCUCACGCCACGCACGUCUUACAGUCAACUGCGGGUGUAGCGACUACUUCUUGCACCACCCACCUGAAAGGUUUCUCAACUUCGACCAUCGUCCACAUCCCCGCGCCAUCUACGCUAACCACAAGGAUCAUACUCUCAUCGGCACCACCGCCUAGUCCCCAACCAGAACCCUCCCACCCCGCAGUCGUACCCCCACCGUUUCCCCUUCCGGAACCAGAACCGGUCCCAGAACCGGAAGUAGCGGGCCCUGUUCCAAUUCCGUUGCCGCAUCCGAUCCCUCACCCGCACCCCAUUCCCCAUCCUCACCCCAUCCCUCAUCCUCAUCCGGAACCCCUAUUCCCUGCCCCUCACCCUCACCCUCACCCCCACCCUCACCUACCCCCUACCCCAGAGUUCUGCGGCCAGUCGUACUUCAAAACCGACGUAACGCACAUCUCCACGCUCGACCCGCACGACCUAGACCGGUACCUCACACUCCUCGGGGUCGGGGACGCGGGGCCGGACUUCGACAACAACAACCGAUCGGGCUCGGGGCCGGGGCCGGACCUGGAGCACGGCGUCCGGGGGCUCCUGGAGUCGCUGCUCGGGGGCGCGGUGGACGACGACGCGAGCUCGAGUGGUCGAGCUGUGGAGCGCGGAGGCGGGGGCGGGGACCGGGGAGGCGUCUAUCCGCUCGGCGGGCUCGCGGGCGGAGUGCGUCCAGGAGUGCGAGAGGCGCGCGAUCGGGCUGGCGGCGGGGGGGGGGGGCAGGGUCGCGGAGUGUCCGGGGGCGGCGUGGAGCGGGAGCUUGGAGAGGGAUAA